CCCUCGCUACACGUUUACAAACACACACCCUGCUGCUGAUCCCGGUCCUCUGCGUGGCUCCUAGCUAGCAUUGGAAAUGUCUUGCUUUUUGGUGGGCAGGUGUUGCCCCCUAAGGAGGAGAGCGCGCUGAGACGCCCAUCUCUGCUUUUACGAGCCGCCCCGGACGGCGGCGCUGAGCGUCCUGCGCCAUGGCCAAGCGAGAGGCUGGGAGCACCAGCCCGGUGGUUCGUCAGAUAGACAAACAGUUUUUGGUGUGCAGCAUCUGCCUGGACCACUACCGCAACCCCAAAGUGCUGCCCUGCCUCCACACCUUCUGUGAAAGCUGUCUCCACAACUACAUUCCUCCAGAGUCUCUGACGCUCUCGUGUCCAGUAUGUCGGCAGACGUCCAUCCUGCCGGAAAGAGGAGUGUGUGCCCUGCAGAACAACUUCUUCAUCACCAACCUGAUGGAGGUCCUUCAACGAGAGCCUGAGUGUUCCAGACCUGAGGCCUGCAGCGUCCUCGAGUCGGUCAGCGCGGCAGCAGCGGGGAAACCUCUCAGCUGCCCCAACCACGAAGGAAAGGGGAUGGAGUUCUACUGCGAUUCGUGUGAGACGGCCAUGUGUCUGGACUGCACGGAGGGGGAGCACUGCGAGCAUGUCACCGUUCCUCUGCGCGACGUCGUGGAGCAGCAGAAGGCGGCGCUCAAGACCCAGCUGGACGCCAUCCACAGCAGACUACCUCAGCUCACCGCCGCCAUCGAGCUGGUGAGCGAGAUCUCCCGUCAGCUCACCGAGAGGAAGAGCGAGGCGGUGGCCGAUAUAACCAACACCUUUGAGGAGCUGGAGCGAGCUUUGGAGCAUCGCAAGACGGCCCUCAUCACUGAUCUGGAGAACAUCUGCAGCACCAAGCAGAAGGUUCUGCAGGCCCAGCUGUCGUCUCUCCUCCAGGGGAGAGAUCACAUCCAGAGCAGCUGCAGCUUUACGGAGCAAGCGCUCAGUCACGGGACCGCCACUGAGGUUCUGCUGGUCCAAAAGCAAAUGAGCGAGCGUGUGACAGCGCUGGCGAGACAUGACUUCCCAGAGAGGCCGCAUCAGAACGCACACUUGGACUGUCAGGUGGAGACUGAAGGUCUGCGGCGCUCCAUUCAGAAUCUUGGCGUCCUUCUCACCACAGCAGCUGUGGCUCACACCUCCGUCGCCACAGGGGAGGGUCUACGCCACGCGGCCACGGGGCAGCACCACAGCAUCACCGUGACCACCAAAGACAAAGACGGAGAGCUGGUGAGGACGGGAAACGCCGUUUUAAAAGCCCACAUCACGUCAACAGACGGUAGCCGCGCCACAGAGCCGGAUGUGACGGACAACAAGAACGGGACGUACGAGGUGGGCUACACGCUGCGCUCCGAGGGCGAGUACUCCUUCGCCCUGACGCUCUACGGACAGCCCAUACGCGGAAGCCCCUUCCGCUUGCGUGCCGUCAAGCCCUGCGACGUGCCCCCGUCGCCAGACGACGUCAAGCGGCGUGUCAAGUCUCCCAGCGGCACGGGGGGUCACGUCAGGCAAAAGGCGGUGCGCCGGCCCUCCAGCAUGUACAGCACCACCAAGAAGAAGGAGAACCCCAUCGAGGACGAGCUCAUCUACAGAGUUGGGUCUCGGGGCCGAGAGAGAGGAGAGUUCACAAACCUUCAGGGCAUCUCUGCGUCCAGCAGCGGCCGAGUGGUGGUGGCCGACAGCAACAAUCAGUGCAUCCAGAUCUUCUCCAACGACGGACAGUUCAAGAUGCGCUUUGGGGUGCGAGGCCGGUCGCCGGGGCAACUGCAGCGUCCGACGGGCGUCACCGUGGACUCCAACGGCGACAUCGUGGUGGCCGACUACGACAACCGCUGGGUCAGCAUCUUCUCCUCGGAUGGCAAGUUUAAGAACAAGAUCGGUGCGGGACGCCUUAUGGGCCCAAAGGGCGUGGCCGUGGACAAGAACGGCCACAUCAUCACGGUGGACAACAAAGCCUGCUGCGUCUUCAUCUUCCAGUCCAACGGAAAGCUGGUCACCAAGUUCGGAGGACGAGGGAUGACUGACAGACAGUUUGCAGGUCCACACUUCGUCGCUGUCAACAACAAGAAUGAAAUCAUCGUGACGGACUUCCAUAAUCACUCAGUGAAGGUGUACACCGCUGACGGAGAGUUCCUGUUUAAGUUCGGCUCUCACGGCGAAGGAAACGGACAAUUCAACGCCCCCACCGGCGUGGCCGUGGACGCCAACGGAAACAUCAUCGUAGCUGACUGGGGGAACAGCAGAAUACAGGUGUUUGACAGCACAGGCUCCUUCCUGUCAUACAUCAACACGUCGGCGGACCCGCUGUACGGCCCCCAGGGCCUCGCCCUCACCUCAGAUGGUCACGUGGCCGUGGCCGACUCCGGCAACCACUGCUUCAAGGUGUACAGAUACCUGCAGUAGUACACGUACACACAGUAGUAACUGUCUUUGACGUCAUCAACAGCAAGCUGGCGCCGCCCUACAGGCUCCAUCGAGGAAGGACAACAUUUCUUCUUUCAUUCUGGCCUCCAUCCUGUCUUUUCUGUUCGCUCCCAGUCCUCCAUGAUGGGAUGGAACCAGUGCCAUCAGAUCUCCAUGCUAACAAUCUAGCAGCCCACACGAGUACUGUGCUUGUACAUAAUCCGUUUAUCAGCUUUAUUUUACUUUCUAGAAGGUCAACCCCAACUGAGAAUGUCAUUUUCAACAUCUAAGCCCCGCCUCCUUCUGCCAAAAUGUCAUUUGUUGCAAAGUAGAAAUAAUCUAUAUAAAAGUAGGUUGUUUAGUUUGCCAGAGUAAUAUAUAUAUCAAUGUAUAUGUGUAUAUUUAUGUUAUCUUUGUGCUCCUGCAAGAACAAACAGCAGCUAACAGCAAACAGUCAUGUUUGUAUUUCUCAGUAGCUUGCUUAGCCAAGACACAACCUUUGAUUGUAAAUAUUCAAGUGGUCAACUAUAAAACAAAAAGGUGUCACAGCACACUCAUUUAUCUUUAUACUCCCGAUGAUGAUGAUGAUGAGUUGCCAUGGAGACCAGGCAAGCCACCUUAAAGUGAGUGAAAAAAAGAAGGCUUUUGUCAGUAUUUUUUAAUCUCGUUAAAUCAGUAGAUUAUUUACAUUGAUAGUGUGGCACUAUUACACAAUACAAGUGUGCAGUGUGAACAAAAAUCGCUCACGUUACGCACACCAAACUUCACCUUAAAAAACAAAACGGCUUAAAUUCUUAAAAUUGAUGAUGAAAAGUAAAACGGACCAAUCAACAUUUUAAAAGGCGGCUGCGAAGUUUAAGAAUUUCAAAGGUUCUUCUGGUUACAAAAA
Doryrhamphus excisus (bluestripe pipefish) is the source of this 3324-nucleotide messenger RNA. RefSeq names its product tripartite motif containing 3b (gene trim3b). The record is from RefSeq and is a predicted model, not a curated record. Gene Ontology annotation, biological process: proteasome-mediated ubiquitin-dependent protein catabolic process; protein polyubiquitination. Gene Ontology annotation, molecular function: zinc ion binding; protein binding; ubiquitin protein ligase activity. Lineage: Eukaryota; Metazoa; Chordata; Actinopteri; Syngnathiformes; Syngnathidae.